GCGUCGCAUUAUCUUUUUAUUUCUACAACAUCACAAUGCCUUAUAAAAUCGUAGUUACCAAACCACCCCUCUUCAUUUCUUUUCCAGCUUUCAAUUUAAUUCGCUCACCUUUUGCUGUGAAUAAGUGCGUGCAAUAUUCAACAAUUCUUACCAAAAGUAAACUCAGAAUAAACGAUAGGCUCAGAGCAAAACAGAGCAUAUUUUCGUUCCAAUAAUCUCAAUACCCUUCCAAAAUGGCAUUUUACGUGCAACCUUCCCUUCAGGAUCUGCGUGCACAUUUUGCACCUCAUCAAUUCGGUCCAAACGAGAGGCUCACGCUUUAUCACGUUUAUGACAACCUUUCGCAGACGCCGCUCGAUGAACGCGGCAUUGAAUGUGGAGAUCCGAAUAUCCUUCUAGUGAAUCCAUGGCACGUCAUCACCGUCGACAAGAUAAAAGACCACCUCGAUUGGAGCAGCCGCAAUCCGACUCAGUUCAUUUCGUUUUAUAACGACAAGGACAAAGCAAUAGACGAGGCUAAUCGGAGGCGUGAACAACGAUGGGUUUACAAUGGAGAGGAAGAUCGGUUUAAGAAGCGGUACCCGGAGAAAGUCAGGAUUGCUGUGGUAGAGCUGGAAAAGGCCUCUAGCGUGUGGGUGUUCUCUAGGGAAGAUCUGAAGCGAAUGCUUGGCUCUCAUCCCGAUGUUUUCUAUGGUACCCAUAGGCCCGGCCACAAUGAGUGGUUUGUUUGGGGGCAUGUGCCCAGGGAAAACGUGGCGGGUUACUUGUCCCCUCCAACCUUUGGAGAAUGGAUCUAUCAUCCUCUUUAAGAUGGUCAAUAAAUUGAAUGGACUUUUUAUAUUUCCUGC
This is a messenger RNA of Aplosporella prunicola CBS 121167, 848 nucleotides long. RefSeq lists its product as uncharacterized. Bases 234 to 809 code for a protein of 191 amino acids. Lineage: Eukaryota; Fungi; Ascomycota; Dothideomycetes; Botryosphaeriales; Aplosporellaceae. The transcript has 2 exons. The record is from RefSeq and is a predicted model, not a curated record.